Coffea arabica (coffee) is the source of this 1294-nucleotide messenger RNA. The record is from RefSeq and is a predicted model, not a curated record. Lineage: Eukaryota; Viridiplantae; Streptophyta; Magnoliopsida; Gentianales; Rubiaceae.
AUAAUUGGAUUGGCAUAAUGCCUUGUCUGCCACUUUUGGGAUUGAUAAUAUUUGAUUUUUAAAACAACUAGUGUGAACAUUCAAAAAGAAUGUACGAGUUACUUUUGCAAAUGAGUAGUAAACAGCUUGCAUAAAAAUUAAGUCAUUGUGACAAAUUUUGGCAUAUUGUUUCAAUUUCAUUUAACUUUACUGCUGAGAUGCAUAUUAUUGAGAUCUGGUGAGGAUUGGGCUAUCACAGAUUCACUUGAACUUGUUUUUCCAAUUGUGCACUGUAACUAGAACUAUCAGCUAUGACAAGUAUUUUAGCAAGCAAAACAUGUAUUUGGUCUCCGGCAGAUCAGGAUUAUUUGUCUAAGGGUAGAAGCUGCAGAAAUCCCACUUUUAAAUUCUCAAAUCUGGAUUCUCCUUCCAAAGAACUCUUUACUCCUAAUUUACACCUGGUAAGUGGACGUCACCAAAGUGCUAGAAACUUUGGGCCAGUUUUUUCUGGUGCACUUGAUGGUGAUAUGGAUCCAGAUGAGCCUACUGAUGAAAAGGACAAUGAGGAUUCUCCCAAGGAUGAACCUGGAGGGGUGAAUAGUGAGACUCUAAGGGAAAAGCUUGAAAGAAUUGUUGGAACAGACGACUCUACUUUCAGUGGGAUAGACUUGGCAACUCUUAUACGGAACAAAUUUGGGAGGUCCUACGAUGUUCAACUGAUAAAAAAGGAAUUCAUGGGAAGGAAUCUCCUUGCACUAAAUGUUAUGUGGAAGUACAGGGAACAGAGAUCUUUCCCUUUAACCGAAGAAGAGUAUCUACUGAGGCUUGAUGAUGUGGCAAACACAUUAAAAUGCUGGGGAGCUGUAUCACAUGUUCGGAACAGCCUCAAAAAAUUGAGAGAGAAAGAGAGGCCUCGGAUAGGGAAGGCUGUUAGCAUUUUUAUAGACAUGGAUGAGUCUGGAGGCCGUGCAACUGAAUGGAUAUACAAGUAGAUGGUAGGAAAAAACAUUUAUUGAUUAGUCAGUGGUAUAUGGUGGUCCAUUUCUUUUUGGACAUUUAGCAUACGAUAUUUCCAGCCAUCAGUGGCUUAUUGAGGUGCUGGCGUUGCCAUGACAAAGAUGCUCGAGCCACAGUUUUUUGCUGUAUAUUUUUCCUUCUUUUACCUCUAGGAUAUGUUUACUGGUUAGAAGACUUGGUGCCUUUUCGUUAAAACAAGAGUUCUCACCUUGCAGCAGAGUAUUGAGUCCCUGUGUAGUUCCUUUAUGAUUGUGACAAUGUUACUACGGCUCCUACCUACGUGUAGUCUGUGUUGAAA